AAACACGAAAUCUUCAGGAUUUCGGAAUGUACGAUGUCACAGUGUUUCGAUUUGUCGCGUUGCUUAGGACAGCACGAAUUCCGUGUUUAUGUUUAUCCAUCCGAUAACGAAUCAGCAAUGUCUGUCGUUUAUAGCAAUAUACUAAAAGUUAUUCGAGAAAGCUGGUACUAUACCAGCGAUCCUCAAAAAGCAUGCUUUUCCUUACUUUCUAGUGAGAAUUACGUGAAAUACGUGAAUGAAUUGAUUGCGAGCUUGCCAAGUGAAAUUUGGAAUUCUGGCCGGAACCAUAUCAUUUACAACCUUUAUCAUGGCACAUAUCCAAACUACUCAGAUCACGAUCUUGGUUUCAACACUGGCUACGCGAUUAUUGCUCGCGCCAGCGCAAAUGCUCAGGUUUUUCGAGAAGAGUUUGAUUUAUCGUUUCCACUCUUCCAUGAACAGCAUCCAUUGAGAACAACUGUAGAGGUUUGUUCAGUUUUUCGAAACCUUUUAUGUGCAAAAAUUAAUUCCUAUUUUGGAAAAGCAGAAUGGUCAUUGAAUAUGGUAGACAAAUAUUUGGUAAGCUUCAAGGGCAAGCGAUAUGUGUAUGGAAUAGGCUCGGAAACGCGUGAUUCGCUUUACCACCUACACAACGGACAUUCAGUGGUGAUGGUUACAACAUGCAAGCAUAACACAGAUUGGAAAAAAUAUGAGGAUGACCGUUGCGAAGCAGAUAAUGUCGAAUAUGACCGGUGA
Molecule: messenger RNA, 735 nt
Organism: Gongylonema pulchrum
Lineage: Eukaryota; Metazoa; Nematoda; Chromadorea; Rhabditida; Gongylonematidae
Source: the annotation of a GenBank genome assembly